Molecule: messenger RNA, 672 nt
Organism: Camellia sinensis
Lineage: Eukaryota; Viridiplantae; Streptophyta; Magnoliopsida; Ericales; Theaceae
Source: RefSeq, a predicted model, not a curated record
AUGAGCACCAGUCUUCACCUCUCCAAAGACUCCUCUGGCAUUGAUGUAGAUCCUACCCUUUAUAGGAGUAUGAUAGGAAGUCUUCUGUAUCUCAUAGCCAGUCGUCCUGAUAUUUCCUUCAGUGUCGGUGUUUGUGCCCGUUACCAAGCCAGUCCUAAAAAGUCUCACCUUCUUGCAGUCAAACGCAUCAUCAAAUAUGUUAAUGAAACAUUGGGGUAUGGGUUACUUCAAAGGAAUGAUCCUGAAAAGUUUGUGAACCUCGGAAUCGACCCUCCUGAGGGUGUUCUAUGCUAUGGUCCACCUGGUACCGGUAAGACACUUUUAGCUAGAGCUAUGGCUAAUAGAACUGAUGCGUGUUUCAUCCGUGUUAUUGGAAAUGAACUUGUUAAGAAAUAUGUUGGGGAGGGUGCCUGUCUGGUUCGUGAACUAUUUCAGAUGGCAUGUUCCAAAAAAGCUUGUAUCAUGUUUUUUGAUGAACUAGGUGCCAUAGGAGGUGCACGUUUUGAUGAUGGUGUAGGUGGAGACAAUGAGGUUCAGCGCACUAUGCUUGAAAUUGUGAAACAGCUUGAUGGAUUUGAUGCUCGAGGGAACAUCAAAGUUCUGAUGGCAACAAAUCGACCAGACACUCUAAACCCUUCUGUUACUAGUGGAUCCGUGGUUGGUGCUAUUUGA